AUGAGAAAGAUUGAGGAAGAGCUGAAAAAGGCAAUGUGUAACGACCCAUUUAGUUGUUUAGAUUUUACCCCUGCUGACCUUUCUCCUAGAUCUGUUAGAGUGUUUGAGACUCGCAGGGUGGUUUUGCACAUGCGAAGUCUUUUCCGCAGGCGCGGAACCGCACAUGCGAAAGUUGUCUCGCAUCUGCGAGAUGAUGAGGGGGGAGAAGCACCGGCUUUCUUUGCUGAUAGUUGUCCAAAUGGAAUUGAUUCGAAAUCAAAGGGACACGAAACGGCUAUUUGUAUCGACUCUAAAAUUUAUGUGAUUGGUGGGGCUGAUCAUGAAUCGACGUCGGUCAUUGGAGUUCGAAUCUUCGACAAAUCUAGUGGUGAAUGGAUAAACCCCACAGUACUAGGUGCUAAACCCAAGCUGUCAAAUGGUCACUCAGCCGUGCUUAUAAAUGUUGAUCGUAUAUUGGUCAUUAAGAGCAAUUCGAAUACUGAUGACUGCUUUUGGUUUCUUGAGGUGGCCACCCCAUUUAUAAAAGAACAGGAAAAGACAUAUGGGAAUGAUGUGGUUGCCUGGAGUAAGGGAGUUUUAGGAAAUGUUGAGAAGCCUAUUGUCAUUAGUGGCCCUUCUGGAGUGGGGAAGGGUACUUUGAUAACUAAACUAAUGAAAGAGUUCCCAUCUAUGUUUGGAUUUUCUGUGAGCCACACAACCCGUGCACCAAGAGAAAAAGAGCAGAAUGGAUUUCAUUACCAUUUCAGUGACCGUAGUGUAAUGGAGAAAGACAUAAAGGAUGGGAAGUUUCUGGAGUGUGCUUCUGUUCAUGGUAAUCUUUAUGGUACCAGUGUUGAAGCUGUUGAGGUGGUUGCUGAUGCUGGCAAGAGAUGCAUCCUUGAUAUUGAUGUUCAAGGUGCAAGGUCUGUGAGGGCUAGCUCUCUUGAUGCUAUUUUCAUUUUUAUUUCUCCGCCAUCAUUUGAAGAGCUUGAGAAGCGCCUUCGUGAUAGGGCAACUGAGACUGAAGAGCAAAUCCAAAAGCGUCUCCGAAAUGCUAGGGUGGAACUAGAACAAGGAAAAUCAUCAGGUCUCUUUGAUCAUAUUUUGGUGAACGAUGACCUAGAAAGUUGUUAUGAGAAUCUUAAGAACAUCUUGGGUCUCACUGAAGGUGUGAAGAUUGCUCCUAUAACAUAUCCAGAAUUAGUCGACUUGCCUAUCGAACAUUUAGUCUCAAAGAAUGAUCAGAAGAUUUUAAUCAACUGUGGUGCUGCAGAAUAUCAAAAAGGGAUCUGCUUAUGGAAGACUGGUGACAGAGCUGGAGGAGUCCGGAACCAAAAUGAUCCAUUAAGUACUCAUGUCAGUUUGCUUGAUAUGGCAUCUUGGAGUAAAAAUUGGUCGAAUAUUGGUUGUUCCUAUUUUGGUGAUCCUUGUUUGAUUUGUGGAAGACCCACUUGUGGCAAGCAACAUCUUUGUCAAAAUAUUUCGGGAAUGGGUUGUGUGCACCUUCCCAAUCUUUUGAGUGGAAUAUUUGUAAUAUAUGUGGUGGUCAAGACGGUCAUUGGAAUGGUUGUCCUAACUCUCACUCCCCAUCCCCGAGCCCAUAUUAUGAUUCUCCUGUUAUUUGUGAUGUUGACAGUAGUAAUGAAGUGGAGGAUGCGGAAAGUCUUGCAUAGCGAUAUGAUGAAGCAAAUAGGGGAGCAAAUAAUGGAGCAUGAUGCAUUAAUGAGAGAGCAAAACGCAGAAAUGUGGAAAGCCAUAGAGAGGAUUCGUGCCAAACUCACAGAGAUGCAGGCCGAGGCCGAAACUUGUAAUAAUCUACAAGUUAUAGGCUUAGCCAAUACUCAAGACGAACCUCAAACAGAAGAAGAGAGCGAGUUCCCACAAGUAGAUAGCUUUGAAGAAGCAGAGAUAGUGAGCCAAUCUUGGUUAACAGAACAAGUUCAACAAAUGAAAUUUCAUGGGUUUCUCCGUGAUGGUCUUACAAACAUGGCUACAUAA
Molecule: messenger RNA, 1977 nt
Organism: Lycium ferocissimum
Lineage: Eukaryota; Viridiplantae; Streptophyta; Magnoliopsida; Solanales; Solanaceae
Product: guanylate kinase 2-like
Exons: 12
Coding region: 1-1977 (658 amino acids)
Biological process (GO): purine nucleotide metabolic process
Cellular component (GO): cytosol
Molecular function (GO): protein binding; GMP kinase activity
Source: RefSeq, a predicted model, not a curated record